UGGACGGAAAAUGUGUGCGACAGCCAAGUAGAAGCGGUUCUUGGAAGGUGUUAGCUUUAGACUCCUCUUGCUGGCUGGAGAAAAUCCGGGUGAUGUCACGCGCAUAGGGUGGACGCCGUGUAAUGUGGACUUAACGGAACAAUUGCCGAGUCUGGUGGGAAUCACCAAAGUAGAAGUAUUUGAGAGUAACCGGGACCCGUCUGUCUGUGGUUGGAGUACCUUGCGGAGGGUGGUCUUUAGAACGAUUAAGAAUUUGUGGAGAUCAGCAACCAAGUCCGGAUCAGCAGGGUCCUGAGUCGUGGGAGCGCAGGAUCCUUUGCAGGAGGGAGGAGUUAGAGGCUUUGGGGUCAGCAUUUCUGGGGACACGCUUGAGUGAAGACGGAUUUCGGAAGAGGAACUUAGAGCAGAUCCUGCGGACCGGCGGACAGAGCCUCCCUGUUGCCAGCUCUUUCCAGAGACAGAAGAAGAUGAUCCAGGCCCAGGGAACCCUGACCCUGGAGGAUGUGGCCGUGGACUUCACGUGGGAGGAGUGGCAGCUCCUGACCCCCGCGCAGAAGGACCUGUUCCGGGACGUGACGCUGGAGAACUACCGCAACCUGGUGGCCGUGGGUUAUCAAGCCAGCAAAGCCGACAUCCACUCCAGGUUAGAUCAAGGAGAGCAACCAGGGGCGACGGAGGCUGAUACCCACUCUUGCACCCAGUCAGGAAUCUGGAAAGUUGAUGAUCACCUGCUGGAGCACUUACAAAAUGAGAGUGUGGAGAAGAGACGAGAACAAUGGCACAGACACAAUCCACUGGAAAAUUCUGUUCAUCAAAGCAGAACUAAUUUUCUGGUCAGGCAAAAUCAUAUGUUUGACUUACACAGAAAAAGUAUGAAAUCAGAUUUAACUCUACUUCCCCAGAGCAGGGACUGUGAAAUAAAGAACUCCGCUGAGCUGAGUGGAGAUGGCACAUCCUGUCUCCAUGCUAACAACAAACAGUUUCAUACUGAAAUUAAAUUCCCCCAAAGCCAAAAACUCUUCGGCACUAAGCCCCAAUUCAACGAGCAUCAGAAAACUCAAAAAAUAGAGAAGCCUCAUGUAUGUGGUGAAUGUGGGAAAGCUUUCAUCAAGAAGUCUUGGCUCACUGAUCACCACAUCAUUCAUACAGGAGAGAAGCCCCAUCAGUGCAAUCUCUGUGGGAAAGCCUUCUCCCGAAAGUUCAUGCUCACUGAACAUCAGAGAACACAUACAGGAGAGAAGCCUUAUGAAUGCAGUGAAUGUGGCAAGGCCUUUCUCAAGAAAUCUCGGCUCAAUAUACAUCAAAAAACCCAUACGGGGGAGAAACCAUUUAUAUGUAGUGACUGUGGGAAAGGCUUCAUCCAGAAGGGGAAUCUCAUCGUACAUCGUCGGAUUCACACAGGCGAGAAACCUUACAUAUGCAACGAAUGUGGAAAAGGCUUCAUCCAGAAGACAUGCCUCAUAGCUCAUCAGAGAUUUCACACAGGAAAAACUCCUUUUGUGUGCAGUGAAUGUGGAAAAUCCUGUUCCCAGAAGUCAGGUCUCAUCAAACAUCAGAGAAUUCACACAGGAGAGAAACCUUUCAAGUGCAUUGAGUGUGGGAAAGCCUUCACUACAAAGCAAAAGCUCAUUGUCCAUCAAAGAACUCACACUGGAGAGAGACCCUAUGUCUGUAGUGAGUGUGGGAAAGCUUUUGCCUACAUGUCUUGCCUUGUUAAACAUAAGAGAAUACACUCAAGAGAGAAAGGUGGAGCUUCAGUCAAGGUGGACAGUCCUCUCCCAGAGCAUCACAGCUCCCCACAGACUAGCGCUGCCAUGCAAGAGAAAAGCCUUGUUAAUUCGGUGACUAUGCACAUGCCUUCUGUGGCCCCUCAGGCAUCAGUGAAAAUCAGUGGGCUCCUAGCAAAUCAGAAUGUCAUCAUAGUGGGACAGCCUGUGGCCAAGCGUGCACCUGCCAGAGAUAAUGGAGGGUUUGCACGGGAAAGAAGCCUCAUGAAUGCUGUGAAUGUGGUUGUGCCCCCAGUGGUCAAUUAUGUCUUACUUUAUGUCACAGAAAGCCAGUCGGAAAGAAACUCAGAGACACAUUAUCAGAAUUGCGAGGAAAUGAGAGCAUCUCAGCGGCUUCUCCCCUUUCCGUCCACUCCUGGCUUCUGGCUCCCAAACCCGCCCCCUGGCCUCCUGUACGUCAGGUGUCAGCGUAUGGGCUUCUGCAGAUCACUCCGCUUGCAGGGCGUGCAGGUGGCGGUGACGUUCAUCGAAGUGUCUGGUUCAGGAUGGGAACUCCAAGAAUUGUAUCUUCUUUUGAGUCCUGAGUCGUGGGAGCGCAGGAUCCUUUGCAGGAGGGAGGAGUUAGAGGCUUUGGGGUCAGCAUUUCUGGGGACACGCUUGAGUGAAGACGGAUUUCGGAAGAGGAACUUAGAGCAGAUCCCGAGGACCCGCGGACAGAGCCUCCCUGUUGCCAGCUCUUUCCAGAGACAGAAGAAGAUGAUCCAGGCCCAGGGAACCCUGACCCUGGAGGAUGUGGCCGUGGACUUCACGUGGGAGGAGUGGCAGCUCCUGACCCCCGAUCAGAAGGACCUGUACCGGGACGUGAUGCUGGAGAACUACCGCAACCUGGUGGCUGUGGGUUAUCAAGCCCGCAGCGCAGACGUGCUCUCCAGACUGGAUCGAGGAGAACCACGGCCGGUGGAGGCUGACAUCCACGCUCGCACCCGAGCAGAAACCUGCAAAGUUGAUGAUCACCUGCUGGAGCACUUCCACCACGAGAGCAGGGAGAAGAUCCUAGAACAGUGGCACAGACACACCCCCCUGGAAAAUUCUGUUCCUCAGAGCAAAGCUAGUUUUCUGUUCAGGCCAAAUCAUGAUACAUCUGACGUCCAUGGAAACAGUAUGAAGUCAGCUUUACCUCUCCUUCCCCAGAGCAGGAGCUGUGAAACAAAGAACCCUGCUGAGCUAACUGGAGAUGGGACACCCUGUCUCCAUGCUCACAGUGAACAAUUUCGCCCUGAGAUGAAAUUCCCCGAAAGUCAAAACCUCAUCAGCACUAAGCCCCCAUUCAACAAGCAUCAGAAAACUCAGAAAAUCAAGAAAUCUCACGUGUGCGGUCAGUGCGGGAAAACGUUCAUCAAGAAGUCUUGGCUCACUGAUCACCAGAAUCUCCAUACAGGAGAGAAGCCCCACCGGUGCAAUCUGUGUGGGAAAGCCUUCUUCAGGAAGUUCAAGCUCACUGAGCAUCAGAGAACCCACACAGGGGAGAAGCCUUAUGAAUGCACGGAAUGUGGCAAGGCCUUUCUCAAGAAAUCAGGGCUCAACGUACAUCAGAAAACCCACACGGGGGAGAAACCAUUCGUAUGCAGUGACUGUGGCAAGGGCUUCAUCCAGAAGGGGAAUCUCAUGGUCCAUCAGCGGAUUCACACCGGCGAGAAACCCUACAUAUGCAACGAAUGUGGGAAAGGCUUCAGCCAGAAGACGUGCCUCACGGCACACCAGCGAUUUCACACGGGAACGACGCCCUUCGUGUGCAGCGAGUGCGGAAAAACGCUUUCCCAGAAGACAGGUCUCAUCAAGCACCAAAGGACUCACACAGGAGAGAAACCCUUCGAAUGCCGCGACUGCGGGAAAGCCUUCAUUGAGAAGCCUCAGCUUGUCAUCCACCAGAGAAUCCACACAGGGGAGAAACCCUAUCGAUGCAGCGACUGCGGGAAGUCAUUCAGAGGGAAGUCGGUCCUCAACAAGCACCAGAAAACUCACUCGGUCAAGGUGGAACAUGGCCCCGCAGUGGGUCACAGGUCAUCCCAGAGCAGCGUGGUCCUCCAGGAGAAGAGCCUCAAUACGGUGACAAUGCGCCUGCCUCCCCUGGCCCCUCAGCCGUCUGUCCACAUCAGCGGGCUCCUGGCGAGUCGGAAUGUGAUCCUGGUGGGACAGCCUGUGGCCAGAUGCGCCCCUGCCGCGGAUAACAGAGGCUUUGCCCAGGACAGAAACCUCGUGAGUGCGGUGAAUGUGGUUGUGCCUUCAGUGGUCAAUUAUAUUUUAUUUUAUGUCACAGAGAACCAGUAGGAAGAAACUCAGACAUUCUCUGAGGAAAGGGACCGAGCGCAAACCUGUAGCUCGUGUGUGGCUGAAAAGUAUAUACUGAGAGAAAUUGUGUACAUGCUGAGAUGGGGAACGUGUGUUGUACACUCAUCCUAGUAAACAUGUGCAUUGAUUGAAACCUGUUGAUCACAUAUUGAUACAGAAGCAUAAUCUGCUGUGAACCCACACACACAUCAGUUGCUGUAUUGUGUCAAAUUAAAUAAAUGAGGAUGCCCUAGUUGAACUAGGUGGAGAAGAUAA
Messenger RNA from Phacochoerus africanus (Common warthog), 4331 nucleotides. RefSeq lists its product as uncharacterized. The transcript is spliced from 13 exons. Bases 468 to 4055 code for a protein of 1195 amino acids. The record is from RefSeq and is a predicted model, not a curated record. Gene Ontology annotation, molecular function: DNA-binding transcription repressor activity, RNA polymerase II-specific. Gene Ontology annotation, biological process: negative regulation of transcription by RNA polymerase II. Lineage: Eukaryota; Metazoa; Chordata; Mammalia; Artiodactyla; Suidae.